This is a messenger RNA of Thermothelomyces thermophilus ATCC 42464, 951 nucleotides long. RefSeq names its product lactate/malate dehydrogenase. Gene Ontology annotation, molecular function: oxidoreductase activity, acting on the CH-OH group of donors, NAD or NADP as acceptor. Bases 1 to 951 code for a protein of 316 amino acids. The transcript is spliced from 3 exons. The record is from RefSeq and is a predicted model, not a curated record. NCBI's taxonomy places the organism in Eukaryota, Fungi, Ascomycota, Sordariomycetes, Sordariales, Chaetomiaceae. Gene Ontology annotation, biological process: carboxylic acid metabolic process.
AUGAGCGGAAACGAGAAGCCGACGUCGCGGAUCGCGAUCGUGGGGGUGGGCCAGGUGGGCGCGGCGGCGGCGUACGCGCUGAUCCUCGAGUCGGUCGCGGGCGAGCUGCUGCUGGUGGACAUCAAAGCAGACUGGCGAGACGGGCAGGUACGCGAUCUGGCCGACGUGGCGUACGGCAUCGGCAGCGGCACGCGCGUGCGGGCGGCGACGCACCGCGAGGCGGGCCAGUGCGACAUUGUGGUCAUCACCGCCGGCUCCAAGUGGUCCAUCGGCGAGACGAACGUCCAGCACAUGCACCGCAACGUGUCGGUCAUGCGCAGCGUGAUGCGGGACAUGACGCCGUUCCGGUCCGACGCUAUCGUGAUCGUGGUGUCAAACCCGGUCGACCUGCUCACCUCCAUCGCGCAGGAGCUCUCGGGGCUCCCGAGGUUCCAAGUGUUUGGCUCGGGCACCUUUCUGGACUCGGUGCGGCUCCGGGGUCUAGUGGCCGACAAGGCCGGGGUCUCGGCCGAUGCCAUCCACCUGUCCGUGGUGGGCUUGCACGGCGACUCGCAGGUGGUGACGUGGUCGACGGCGACGGUCAACGGGGUGCCGCUGGACAGGUUCGUGGCUCCAGUCGUGUCGGGCGUGGAACUCAUGCACGCGGACCUCGAGGACGAGUGCAAGUUCCGUUCCGAGCACAUCAUCCGGGCCAAGGGGGGCACACCUUUUGGCAUCGGCUCGGUCGUGGCCAGCCUCUGCUCGACCGUCCUCCGGGACAAGGGCGACGUGCGGCCGGUCAGCUACUACCAGCCCGACUAUGGCUGCUGCUUCAGCCUGCCCGUGGUUCUGGGGAGGAAGGGCAUCAUGCGGACGAUCGCGAUGCCGCUGGACGAGCGUGAGAAGGCCACGGUGUCCCGGUCGGCCCAGAGGCUCAAGGAGACGAUUGAGCGAUUGCACAAGAGCCAGUGA